This is a messenger RNA of Triticum turgidum subsp. durum (durum wheat), 2640 nucleotides long. NCBI's taxonomy places the organism in Eukaryota, Viridiplantae, Streptophyta, Magnoliopsida, Poales, Poaceae. The record is from the annotation of a GenBank genome assembly.
AUGCUAAAAAAAAGAUGUACAUAUACUGGCGCGCCUCCCCGCCGGAGUGUCCCGCAUCCGCAUCCGCCGCCGCCGCUCACCCUCCUCCUCCUCCUUCUCUACCUAGCCGACGUCCGGCUUGCGCCUCCGCAGCUCCUCCUCUUCAUCACGCUGAUGUCCAGCAUCCACCUCCGCCAUUGCUCCACUAUGCCCAUGUCCCGCGUCUGCCUCCGCCGCCGCCUCUCCUCCUUCUCCAACUGCACCUCGCCGCCCUCACCAACCUGGUCUCCCCACGCCGCCUUUGCCGCGGCCACGGAGCGCGUCCGCGCCGGAACGCUCAGCCCGCAAGACGCACACCACCUGUUCGACGAAUUGUUUCGGCAGGCCACUCCGGUUCCCGAGCGCUCCCUUGAUGGAUUCCUUGCCGCCCUCGGCCGUGCCACGCCCUCUGAGGCCUGCAGAGACGGCCCCUCCCUCGCCCUCACCCUCUUCAACCGUGUCUGCCGAGAAGAAGCCGGCAUGCGGGUUGCGCCGCCAACCAUCUUCACCUACGGCAUCCUCAUGAACUGCUGCUGCCGUAUGGGUCGUCCGGACCUAGGGCUCGCCUACUUUGGGCGCAUCCUCAGGGCGGGCCUGAAGGCAAACCAGAUCGCCGCCAACACCGUCAUCAAGUGCCUCUGCUGCGCAAAACAUACCGACGAGGCUGUCAAUAUGCUGCUUCAUAGGAUGUCCGACCUCGGCUGUGUACCUGAUGCCUUCUCAUACAACACAGUUCUGAAGAGCUUGUGUGAAGACGGCAGGAGCUUGCAGGCGCUCGACCUACUGCUCCAGAUGGCGUCGAAGGAAGGAGGUGCCUGCUCCCCCGACAUGGUGGCAUAUAGCACGGUCAUCCACGGCUUCUUGAAGGAAGGCAAAGUAGACAAGGCAUGCAAUCUAUUCGAUGAAAUGAUGCGGCAAGGGGUUGUGCCUGAUGUGGUGACGUAUAGCUCGAUUAUCGAUGCAUUGUGCAAAGCUGGAGCAAUGUACAAGGCAGAGUUGUUCCUUCGGCAGAUGGUUGAUGAUGGUGUUCGACCGGAUGAGGUGACAUAUACUAGCAUGAUCCAUGGAUAUUCCACUUUGGGCCGGUGGAAACAGGUGCGUAAAAUGUUCAGAGAAAUGACAAGCCGUGGUCUUAUACCAGAUACUGUCACUUGGAACUCGUUCAUGGACUCCCUCUGCAAGCAUGGAAGAACCAAAGAAGCUGCAGAAGUUUUCUUUUCCAUGGCUGGAAAGGGCAGCAAGCCUAAUAUUGUCUCCUACACUAUUCUUCUUCAUGGGUAUGCCAAUGAAGGAAGCUUUGCUGAUAUGAUGAGUCUCUUCAAUUCAAUGAAAGGCGGCGGCAUUGUAGCCAACUGCAAAGUUUUCAACAUAUUAAUUGGUGCAUAUGCUAAACGAGGGCUGAUAGAUGAAGCUAUGCUCAUACUUACUGAAAUGCGGGGACAAGGACUGAGUCCGGAUGUAGUCACCUAUUCAACUCUAAUAUCUGCACAUUGGAGAAUGGGUAAGCUGACUGAUGCCAUGGAUAAGUUCAGUCAGAUGGUUGUUGGUACGGGAGUACAGCCGGACACAGUUGUUUAUCACUCCCUAGUUCAGUUCUUAUGUACACAUGGUGAUUUGGUGAAAGCGAAGGAGUUGAUUUCUGAAAUGAUGAAUAAAAGUAUUGCUCGUCCAAACACUGCACUCUUUAGUUCGAUAAUGGACAGUCUAUGCAAUGAAGGAAGGGUUAUAGAUGCACACCAUAUCUUUGACUUGGUUAUAGACAUAGGUGAGAAACCUGAUAUCAGUAUGUUUAGUACGCUGAUUGACGGAUAUUGCUUAGUCGGCGAGAUGGACAAAGCAUGUGGAGUACUUGAUGCCAUGGUAUCAGCUGGCAUUGAGCCUAAUGUCAUUAUGUAUAGCACACUUGUCAGUAGAUAUUGUAAACGUGGAAGGAUCGAUGAUGGGUUGAUUCUGUUCAGACAAAUGUUGCAUAAGAAAGUUAAACCUACAACUGUUACAUAUGAAACCAUACUGAAUGGAUUAUUUCGUGCUGGGAGAACUGCUGAUGCGAAGAAAAUCUUCGAUGAGAUGAUCGAAAGUGGAAUAAUGGUGAGCAUUUCUACAUAUAAUAUAAUUCUUGGAGGACUUUGUAGAAAUAAUUGCGCAGAUGAAGCGGUCGUCCUAUUCCAGAAAUUACGUGCAAUGAAUGUGAAGUUCAAUAUCACAACACUCAAUACCAUCAUUAAUGCAUUGUACAAGGUUGAAAGAAGAGAAGAAGCUAAUGAUUUGUUUGCUGCAUUACCAGUCAGCGGGUUGGUGCCUAAUGCUUCCACUUACGGAGUGAUGGUACAAAAUCUUCUAAAAGAAGGAGCAGUGGAGGAAGCUGACAGUAUGUUCUCAUCAAUGGAGAAGAGUGGUUGUGCUCCUAGCUCUCGUCUUGUAAAUGAUGUCAUCAGAACUUUAUUGGAAAAGGGGGAGAUAGUCAAGGCCGGAAAAUAUAUGUCUAAAGUUGAUGGGAAGAGCAUCUCACUUGAAGCUUCAACUAGUUCGUUGUUGUUGUCUCUCUUUUCAGGGAAUGGGAAAUAUCGGGAACAACUACAAUUGCUCCCUGCAAAGUACCAAUUUUUCGAUGGAAUCAGUUGA